Messenger RNA from Lotus japonicus, 1894 nucleotides. Its product is annotated as UDP-glycosyltransferase 87A1-like. The record is from RefSeq and is a predicted model, not a curated record. The transcript has 3 exons. Gene Ontology annotation, molecular function: UDP-glycosyltransferase activity. NCBI's taxonomy places the organism in Eukaryota, Viridiplantae, Streptophyta, Magnoliopsida, Fabales, Fabaceae. The coding region runs from base 119 to 1585 and encodes 488 amino acids.
GUCAUUGUAGAUCGAGAUUGUUUAGACAAUGCAAUUGAAAAUAAAUAUCCAAUACCUCAGCAUUUUUUGAGCCUUACUCUUCAUCCUCUUCUCAAACUAAUCAUACAACUUCUCCUCCAUGGAAGCUCCACCACCACCACCACCAUCUCUCCCCUGUCACGUGGUGGCCUUGCCCUACCAUGCUCGCGGCCACAUCAACCCCAUGAUGAACCAAUGCAAGCUGUUAGUCUCCAAAAACAACAACAUUCUUGUUACUUUGGUGGUCACCGAAGAAUGGCUUAGCUUCAUCGGCUCCGACGCGAAACCGGACAACAUCAAAAUCCGCUCAAUCCCCAACGUCAUCCCCUCUGAACUCACUCGUGGCUACGACCUCCCUGCCUUCAUGGAAGCUGUCAUGACCAAAAUGGAACACCCCUUCGAGGAGGUGCUGAACAACCUUGACCCUCCGCCUUCAAUCAUUGUGUCCGACACUUUCUUAUACUGGGUUAUCGGUGUCGGAAUCCGUAGGAAUAUUCCGGUGGCGUCGUUUUGGACCAUGUCAGCUUCUGCAUUUUCCAUGUUCCUUCACUAUCACCUUCUAGAAAAAAAUGGUCAUUACCUCGUCAACUUGUCAGAAAAUGGUGAGAAACUUAUGGAUUACAUUCCUGGAGUUUCACCAACCCGCGUUGCCGAUUUUCCUCUAAACGAUGACAGUUACCGUAGCAAGGGAGUAUUGAAACAGUGCCUCAAAGGUUUCUCAUGGGUUCACAAAGCACAAUAUCUUCUCUUUCCCUCCAUUUACGAGCUAGAGCCUGAAGCCAUUGAUGUCCUCAAAGCAAAGUUAUCCAUGCCCAUUUACACUAUUGGCCCCGCCACACCUCAUUUCACCCUUGAAAAAAGUCCAACAUCGAGCACCGAAGGGAACAAAGUGCAGAUGAAAAACGUAUGUAAAGAAAACAUUAUUGAAGGGAACAACACCCCUAGCCACAGCUACUUAGAGUGGCUUGAUGCACAACCUGCUGGUUCUGUUCUUUACAUCUCACAAGGAAGCUUUUACUCUGUUUCACGCGCUCAAAUUGAUGAGAUCGCGCUUGCUUUGCGCGAGAGCAAGGUUCGGUUUCUGUGGGUGGCGCGUGGUGAGGCUCAAAGGUUGAGUGAAAUUUGUGGAGACAUCAUUAACAAGGACACGGCGGGUUUGGUUUUGGAAUGGUGUGACCAGUGGAGAGUGUUGUGCCACGCUGCGGUUGGCGGGUUUUGGACACAUUGUGGGUGGAAUUCCACAAAGGAAGGUGUUCUUGCUGGUGUUCCGUUUCUGACUUUCCCAAUAUUCAUAGAUCAACCACUUGAUAGUAAUAGUAAGAUGAUUGUGGAGGAUUGGAAGGUUGGUUGGAGGGUGAAGGAGAGUGUGGAAGUGAAUGGUUUUGUGAAGAAAGAUGAAAUUGUGAGGUUGGUGAAGAGAUUUAUGGAUUUGGAUAGUGACUUUGCUGGGGAAAUUAGGGAGAGGGCAAAGAAACUUCAGUUUAUUUGUCAUCGUGCAAUUGAGAUUGGUGGGUUUGCUGACAGUGAUUUGAAUGCCUUUAUCAGCACAAUAAUGCAAGUGGCAUAACAAUAUGCUUCUCGAUCUCAAACUCAAUCAAAUUGUGGAUUUUUAAUUGUGUGUGUGGUUUGAAAGUAAAUAAGAAAUCCAGAUUCCACUACCUUCUUGUACCACGUUCAUUCAUUGCUGCUUUUUUAUAUUGGUUCCACUACAGAUGAUUGAUUCUGAACACUAAAUAAUAUUCAGAGGGCACUGGAUUAGCUUCGAAUUUAGAACUUUCUGUUGUACCCUUCUGUGUAACAUGAAAUUUUUUCAGUUAUGAACACUGUAAGCCAUAAUUAUUUGGAAGAUUAUUUGGUGUCCUGAAGUUAAGAAUCA